Pipistrellus nathusii (Nathusius's pipistrelle) is the source of this 5130-nucleotide messenger RNA. The record is from the annotation of a GenBank genome assembly. Lineage: Eukaryota; Metazoa; Chordata; Mammalia; Chiroptera; Vespertilionidae.
AUGUCCUCAGUCAGUGAAGUAAAUCUUGAUAUCAAAGAUUUCCUAAUGAGCAUUAAUUUGGAGCAGUAUGUCCCACACUUCCGUGAGUCUGGCUUUAACACCGUGAGGGACUGCGCAGCUCUCGAUGACAGCGUGCUACACAAAAUUGGAAUAUCACCGACAGGACACCGGAGGAGGAUCAUCAAACAAUUACAGAUAAUCUUGUCAAAAAUGCAAGAUAUCCCAAUCUAUGCAAAUAUUCAUAAAGUAAAGAAGAAUGAUGAGACUUCAAAGGGUCGCCCCGUUCCAUCUUCUGGCCAGGAUACCUGCUUGGAACGUUCAGAUUCAUCUAGUGCUCAGACACCUAGCCCAGCGCAGGUGGAGUCUGUUACAAAAGAUCUUGACCAAAGUGCCAUUGGUGUGGAAAAUAGCCAGUGUUUUCAAUCAGAUGAUGAGCCGCCUCUUCCUAAACACAACUUCCCCAUUCCAGAAGAAGGACACCAUCUGAAAUUAAGUUCUUUUCAAGGUUCUUUAUUGGGUAACAUUAAAAUAGAAUCUUUGAUUACAAAGGAGACUGUGGAUUGUACAACUAAAGAACAACAAACAGGGAGCAUUGACUUGAACUCAGAAGAUGGGAACAAGCUUCCUCCUGUAGACCCUGACCGCCUUUCCUCCCUUGGCUGUUCAGUAUCAGAAGCCAAUUCUGGACAUGGAACAAAUGGUGUGUUAGAAAGAUCACCACCAUCCCCUCUCUUUAACUUUCAAGGACAAAUGGUUCUAAAUGACUUGUAUGUUCCAUCAUCGCCAUUCCUGACACCUAUGAGGAGUCGGAGCAAGUUGGUUUCAAGGCCAUCUCGAUCUUUUCUGCUAAGACAUCGGCCUGUACCAGAGAUUCCAGGGUCAACAAAAGGAAUCUCUGGGAGCUAUUUCCGUGAGAGAAGAAAUGGUGCUACCUCAACUGGAAAAUCUGUGACACAGCACAAUUCAAAUGAGGAGAAUUCAUCUUCCAUCUUUCCUUAUGGAGAGACCUUUCUCUUCCAGAGACUAGAAACUGCCAAGAAAAAAUCUAUAAGGAAUGAAUUUUGGGCCCAUGAAGAAACACUCAAAGGAAAAGCAGCAACUGAAAGAAACUCCUUUUUUGUCAAAUCAAGUAUAUAUGAUAACAGGAAAGAGAAUGUAAGUGAAGACAAAGUGGAGGAUAUUUGGAUACCUCGAGAAGACAAAAACAAUUUUCCAGCUGGCUGUGCUGCAGAUUCAGAAUAUUCAACAGUAGAAGAAUGCUUUCAGAGUUUAAAAAGAAAAAAUUCAAAGGCAUCUAAAACCAGGACUCAGAAAGUAUUGAACUUGGACCCUGUUAAUAGGCACAGUUAUCCCUUAAGCUCAACAAGUGGAAAUGCUGAUUCAUCAGCCCUUUCCUCAAGUCCAAUAUCUCCUUAUGCCUGCUUUUAUGGAUCGUCUGCAAGGAAGGUUAAAUCGGGAUGGCUAGACAAACUCUCUCCUCAAGGAAAACGCAUGUUUCAGAAGAGAUGGGUGAAAUUUGAUGGCUUUAGCAUUUCUUAUUACAACAACGAGAAGGAGAAGUACUCAAAAGGAAUAAUACCCCUUUCUGCUAUAUCUACAGUACGAGUUCAAGGAGACAACAAAUUUGAGGUUGUUACAACACAAAGAACUUUUGUGUUUAGAGUAGAAAAAGAAGAGGAGAGAAAUGACUGGGUCGGGAUACUCCUAAAUGCACUGAAAUCGCAGUCCCCCUCCUCGCAGUCUCAAGCAGCUGCUGCACCUGAGAAGUGCGGAUAUCUUGAAUUGAGAGGUUAUAAAGCCAAAGUUUUUACUGUGUUAAGUGGAAGCAGCGUGUGGCUAUGCAAAAACGAACAGGAUUUUAAGGGUGGAUUUGGUAUUACCAUAAUCCCAAUGAAUGUGGCCAAUGUGAAGCAGGUGGACCGGACUGUGAAACAAUCUUUUGAAAUAAUCACGCCCUAUAAGAGUUUUAGCUUUGUAGCUGAGUCUGAAAAGGAGAAACAAGAGUGGAUUGAAGCUGUGCAGCAAUCGAUAGCAGAAACUCUCUCUGAUUAUGAAGUAGCUGAGAAGAUUUGGUUCAAUGAGUCCAACAGGAGCUGUGCGGAUUGCAAAGCCCCGGAUCCGGACUGGGCAUCCAUCAAUCUCUGCGUCGUCAUCUGCAAGAAGUGUGCAGGACAACAUAGAUCUUUAGGACCAAAAGAUUCCAAGGUUAGAAGUCUAAAGAUGGAUGCAAGCAUUUGGAGUAACGAACUCAUCGAGCUUUUUAUUGUCAUUGGAAACAAAAGAGCAAAUGACUUUUGGGCUGGAAACCUUCAAAAAGAUGAAGAAUUACACAUGGACAUGCCAGUAGAAAAGAGAAAAACCUUCAUUACUCAGAAGUACAAAGAAGGGAGAUUCAGAAAAACCCUUUUGGCAUCUCUCACCAAGGAGGAAUUAAAUAAGGCUCUGUGUGCAGCUGUGGUGACGUCGGAUGUUCUGGAAACAAUGGCUUUGCUGUUCAGUGGAGCAGACGUGAUGUGUGCAACCGGAGAUCCCGUGCACAGCACCCCCUACCUGCUGGCCAAGAAGGCCGGGCAGAGUCUGCAGAUGGAAUUUCUCUACCACAACAAAUUCUCAGAUUUUCCUCAACACGACGUCCAUUUCGAAGGUGGAUUAAGUCAGGAGUCCCCCCAGUGCACGUUCCUCUGUGACUUUCUGUACCAGGCUCCUUCUGCUGCUACCAAACUCUCUGCAGAGAAGAAACUACUGGAAGAGACAAAUAAAAAGUGGUGUGUUUUGGAAGGAGGCUUCUUGAGUUACUAUGAAAAUGACAAGUCUACCACUCCCAGCGGCACCAUCAAUAUCAGUGAAGUCAUCUGCCUGGCUGUGCACAAAGAGGACUUCUAUAUAAACACCGGGCCCAUCUUCACCUUUGAGAUCUACUUGCCCUCAGAACGUGCGUUUUUAUUUGGAGCUGAAACAUUUCAAGCCCAACGAAGAUGGACAGAGGCAAUAGCUAAGCAUUUUGUUCCCUGUGUUGCUGAAAACUUAACACAAGCUAAUUAUGAUUUGAUUGGCCAACUUUACUACAAAGACUGCCAUGCCCUGGAUCAGUGGAAACAAGGAUGGUUUGCUAUGGAAAAGUCUAGUUUGCGUUUUUGCCUUCAAAUGCAGGAAGUUCAGGAAGAUAGAAUGAACUUAAGAAGACUGCAAGAACUAACUGUCAGCACAAUGAUUCAAAAUGGGGAGAAAGUGGAUAUUUUGCUCUUGGUAGAGAAAGGAAGAACGUUGUACAUCCACGGGCACACCAAGUUGGAUUUCACAGUCUGGCAUGCUGCGAUUGAGAAAGCAGCAGGUACAGAUGGAAAUGCUUUGCAGGAUCAGCAGCUCAGCCAGAACGAUGUUCCCAUCAUCGUGAACAGCUGUAUCGCAUUUGUUACGCAGUAUGGUUUAGGGUACAAAUACAUCUAUCAAAACAAUGGCGAUCCUUUGCAAGUAAGUGAACUCCUGGAGAGUUUCAAAAAAGAUGCAAGAAGCAUUAAAUUGAGGGCUGGAAAGCAUCAGCUGGAGGAUGUGACGGGCGUGCUGAAAAGGUUUCUGUCUGACAUUGACGAUGCUCUUCUCACUAAGGAGCUCUAUCCAUAUUGGAUCUCUGCUUUAGAUACCCAAGAUGACAAGGAAAGAAUUAAAAAAUAUGGAGCAUUUAUAAGUACUCUUUCAGGGGUCAACCGAGCAACAUUGGCAGCUAUAAUUGAACACCUUUACAGGGUUCAGAAAUGCUCAGAAAUCAAUCACAUGAACGCCCAUAAUUUGGCCUUGGUUUUUUCAUCCUGUUUGUUUCAAACGAGGGGACAGACUAGUGAAGAAGUGAAUGUAAUCGAGGACUUAAUUAAUAAUUACGUUGAAAUAUUUGAGGUUAAAGAAGAUCAAGUCAAACAAAUGGACAUAGAAAAUAGCUUUAUUACCAAGUGGAAGGACACUCAAGUUUCCCAGGCUGGAGACCUGCUAACUGAAGUGUAUGUGGAGAGGAAGGAGCCUGACUGCAGUAUUAUCAUCCGGAUAUCUCCUGUGAUGGAAGCAGAAGAAUUAACUAAUGAUAUGUUAGCAUUAAAAAAUAUUAUUCCUACACCAGGUGAUCUCUGGGCCACAUUUGAAGUCAUUGAAAAUGAAGAGCUAGAACGCCCUCUUCACUACACAGAGAAUGUGUUGGAGCAGGUGCUUCGGUGGAGCUCAUUAGCUGAGCCUGGCUCUGCUUAUCUUGUGGUGAAGAGGUUCUUAACCACUGACACCAUCAGACACCAUAAUGAGAGAAAUGCCAUGGAAAGUAUCAAAGAGGGAUCCCUGAAAAUCAAAGAAGAACCAUCUAAAAUCCUGUCUGGAAAUAAAUUUCAAGAUCGGCACUGUGUUUUACGAGAUGGAUAUCUCAUUCUUUACAAGGACCUGAAGAGUAGCAAACAUGACAAAAUGCUUCCUCUCAGCUCAAUGAAGUUUUAUCUUGGAGUGAGGAAGAAAGUGAAACCUCCAACAAGCUGGGGACUGACAGCGUUUUCUGAAAAACAUCAGUGGCACCUGUGUUGUGACAGUUUACAAACCCAGAUGGAGUGGAUGGCCAGUGUCUUCCUCGCCCAGCAUGAAAAUGAUAUACGGCCACCUGCUGGGAAGCAACGAAAACGCUCCAUUACCAAAAACCCCAAAAUCGGAGGUCUGCCUCUCAUUCCCAUCCAGCAUGAGAAAAACACCACCCAAGCCUGGAGAAAUAUCGAGAGUGCCCGCGGGGAGCUGGAGAAGCUGAGGCUCCACGAGAAGCAGGACCAGGAGCCCGGGGACAGCACCCUGAAGGACAGAGCCUCCAUGGUGGCCCACUGCCUGGAGCACAGGGACGAUAAGCUGCGGCACCGGACCCGGAAGCACCGCAGCCUCUACUGCCUGGAAGACACGGAGGCCGAGGCGGAGGCCUUUGCUGGGCCUCAGAAAGGCCCUAAAGGCUCCAAGACCCUGGGAAAGGCCGAGGACAGGAACGGCAGAGCCACCCCGGACGCCGAUAAUAAGUUGCCAUCCCAGGUCAUCAAAGAACUUAGUGUGGUUCUACAACGAUCCAGAACCCUUCCAAAAGAGCUACAGGGCGACCAGAUCUUGCAGAAAGAAAUAAAAUGA